AUGUCACCAAAGAGUACAAGAUUCUGUUGUAUGGCAGUAAGCAAAAGCAGAUCACUAAAGCUAGAAUCCAUCGUGGAUUUGUCCUCAGUGUGCGUGGCCCAGUGGAACAGUGAGGCUUCAUCAGACUCUCUGGUCACUCAGGACCUGGUCCUAGGAGAAGGUCAAGCUGUUGAUGUUGGGGACACAGUGGAGGUGGCCUAUUCUGGAUGGCUUUUACACAAACAUUCUCUAGGACAGGUAUUUGAUUCCAAUCUGGGCAAAGAAAAGCUGCAGCGAGUAAAGCUUGGAGCAGACAACGCUCUGACUUCUUACAGGGAUGGGAUGCUUGGUAUGCAGAAAGGAGGUCGACGGCUCCUUAUCGUCCCUCCUAGUAUGGGUUAUGGGUCAAAGGGCAUCCUUAAGAAUGUGCCAGCAAACAGCACUCUGGUCUUUGAUGUUGAGAUUCAUAGAGUUAAAUUCUCCAAAGACAGACAUAGUCGGGGAUCAGUUGACACCUUCAGUACAUCUCCAAACACCUGUUCAGACACUCGGAGAGAAGAGAACACCAGCCAGUUGACUUCAGAUGCUUCCAAAGCCAAACUGAUCUCACGUAUAGCCAAGAUGGGUCAACCUAUGCUUCCCUUUCUCGCUGGGGCCAUUCCAGCUCAGCCUGACCCCAGCGACUCAGAAACAGAGGUUCAUUUAUCUGGGGCAUUGGCUUGUCAGCUGCAGCAGGAUGUGCUGAAUCUCCAGCAGAGGGUGACAGAGAUUCAGGCUGAACUCAGGCAAACACAAUCACUGUGCUCAGAUCAGCCUUCUGGAGGCACAGAACUUGUGAAGCAAGGAGAACAGUCUGAGCAGCGGUGGAGGGCAGAGAAGCAGAAGUGCAAAGAGAUGGAAGCCAUUAUACAAAACAUGGAUGAGGAGAUGCAAGAUCUGAGGGCUGAAAAGGAGAAUCUGGAUCAGGAAGAGGAAGUGGCAGUAAAGUCUAAACCUGAAACUGAGCUGGUGUUUCUGGUGCAGGUGAAACGAGUGAUGAAUGGAGUGUUUCAGUCUCUCAGGACAGAGUUUGACUUGCAGGAAUCUUACAGUGGACACAGUGCUCGAGAUUCUCCAAAACACCAUCAAGAAUAUCACCAGGAAACUUCACUCAGAACCUUGGGAGCUUGA
Molecule: messenger RNA, 1149 nt
Organism: Sinocyclocheilus anshuiensis
Lineage: Eukaryota; Metazoa; Chordata; Actinopteri; Cypriniformes; Cyprinidae
Product: FK506-binding protein 15-like
Exons: 12
Coding region: 1-1149 (382 amino acids)
Cellular component (GO): growth cone
Molecular function (GO): peptidyl-prolyl cis-trans isomerase activity
Source: RefSeq, a predicted model, not a curated record